AAAUCGCAAUGAGUCAGGUCGAGGGUUGGAGUGACGACGUUCGACUGUGGCUGGAACCAUGGGGAAAAAACAUAGAUUCUAUGACAAAGGAAAAAAGCGGAGGCGGGACGAUGGAAUCUCUGAUGAAGAGGAAGGAGCAGAACUGGAAGGUGUCCCACAAGCAUCUAAACAUAAUGUUGAGGAACGUGGAGAUCAGGUGACCCCAAAGGACCAGUAUGGAGCCUUUGAUUAUCGAUCACAAAUGGAGCUCAGAGAGGACCAUGAGACUCGCCCCCUUUGGAUAGCCACCAAUGGCCACAUCUUUCUGGAAUCUUUCUCACCUGUUUAUAAACACGCUAAAGACUUUCUCAUCACCAUCGCUGAACCAGUUUGUCGUCCGGAACAUGUUCAUGAAUACAAACUGACUGCGUACUCACUCUAUGCAGCAGUAAGUGUUGGUUUACAGACCCAUGAUAUAAUAGAAUAUCUUAAGAGAUUAUGCAAGACAUCCUUACCACCUGGAAUCUGUCAGUUUAUACAGAGUUGUACAUUAUCUUAUGGGAAAGUUAAGUUGGUCUUGAAGAAAAAUCGUUAUUAUGUUGAGAGUGACUUCCCAGAUGUUAUUCAGAAGCUCAUCAAACACCCAGCCAUUCAGGACUGUAUGCUGAGUCCGAGUGAAGGAGUAGUGAGCACAGAGAAGGAAAAAUCCCAAGCUAUAAUGUUUACAAGUCAUCAGGCUCAGAUGGCAGGAGGUUCAGAGGAACAGAAGCCUGAUGGGAAGACAGAUGGUGAUACAGCUAAUGGGGAGACCAAGGAAGGGGAAAAUGUACCUGAAGACAUCACUGAUUUUUAUGAAAAAAUUGAUAAAGCUGAUGAAGAGGAGGAGGAUGAUAAAAAUCUUAAGACUCUGUCGUUUGAGGUCAAUCAAGACAAAAUUGAAAUUUUGCAGAAAACAUGCAUUGGGCUAGAUUUUCCCUUAUUGGCUGAAUAUGAUUUUAAAAAUGACACAGUAAAUGAGGACAUUAAAAUUGAUCUCAAACCAUCUGCAGUGUUACGGCCCUAUCAAGAGAAGAGCUUAAGAAAGAUGUUUGGAAAUGGUCGUGCAAGAUCAGGUAUCAUUGUACUCCCCUGUGGCGCUGGUAAAAGUUUAGUGGGAGUUACAGCCUGUUGUACAGUUAACAAAAAGGCUCUUGUUUUGUGUAAUUCUGGCGUUUCAGUUGAGCAAUGGAAACAGCAGUUUAAGAUGUGGUCCACCGCUACAGAUGAUAUGAUUUGCAGGUUCACUUCUGAUGCUAAGGACAAGCCUUUCAAUGCUGGUAUCUUGGUGACAACUUAUGCUAUGAUUUCUCAUAACCAGAAACGAGCGUAUGAAGCUGAGCAAACCAUGAACUGGUUAAAGGAACAGGAAUGGGGUAUAAUGGUUCUAGAUGAAGUGCAUACCAUACCUGCCAAGAUGUUUAGGAGAGUUCUAACAAUUGUUCAGUCACAUUGUAAACUAGGAUUAACUGCAACUCUUGUUAGGGAAGAUGAUAAGAUUGCUGACCUCAACUUCUUAAUUGGUCCUAAAUUGUAUGAAGCCAAUUGGCUGGAGCUACAAAAAGAGGGAUUCAUUGCCAAGGUACAGUGUGCUGAGGUAUGGUGCCCUAUGACCCCUGAGUUUUAUAGGGAAUAUCUCGUGGGGAAAGUAUCUGACCAAAAAAUCAAGUUGCUCUGUGCAAUGAAUCCCAACAAAUUCAGAACAUGUGAAUUUCUCAUAAAAUAUCAUGAGAAUCGCAAUGACAAAAUCAUUGUUUUCAUUGAUGAAGUUUUUGCAUUAAUACAUUAUGCUAAAACUAUGCAAAAACCUUACAUCUGUGGAAAGACUGGACAGAAAGAGCGGAUGACCAUCAUUCAGAACUUCAAGUUAAAUCCUAAAGUUAACACAAUCUUCUUCAGUAGAGUGGCAGACACCUCAUUUGACAUUCCAGAGGCAAAUGUCUUGAUUGAGAUCUCUUCUCAGGGUGGAUCUCGUCGUCAAGAAGCUCAGAGGUUAGGUCGUAUUCUGAGAGCGAAAAAGGGUGCCAUCGCAGAAAAUUUCAAUGCCUUCUUUUAUGCCCUCCUCUCUCAGGACACACGAGAAAUGGGUUACUCACGCAAGAGGCAGAGUUUCCUCAUCAACCAGGGUUAUGCAUACCAAGUGAUUACUCCAGCCCAGAUGGUGGGCAUGAACGAGGAACAGCUUCACUAUGCCACUCGAGAAGAUAAAUUACAGCUCAUCGAACAAAUCCUGGCUGCAUCUGAUGCAGAUUUGUUCGAAGAAGGUGUUACUGGUGAGCGUGGAGUUGGUUCUCAGCGCCGGAUGGGCAACAUGGGAUCUAUGUCAGGUGCUGAUGACUCUAUUUACGGCGAAAGGAGAAAGGGAUCAAAGAAAGACCACCAACAUUACCUCUUCAAAAAAUUCAGGUCAUAAACAAUAAUGGAGUUGUAUACUGUAUUAUUCUUGACACAAUCAAUAUUUUGUAUGAAGAAAUGCAGGUACACCACUGAUUUUUCGGGAACUGAUGGUCCGGCACCUCCUUUAGUCCGGACAAAAUUACGAAAGGGCACUUAACUUCCCUCCCUCUCUCCCAGCCAGGGUGAGGGUAGUUUUCGGCUUAAAUUUGUUAUCUUAUAAAAUGUCACAGACUAAACUUAGCAGAAUAUAACUUGCAAUGCUGGGAAAUGCUGGAAUCCUUGCACAAUAACAAAUAAUUUGAGUAUAAACAUCACAUAGUUUGCACAAGAGAAUUUUUUUGUCCCUUAGUGUAGUGCAUUUGAGAACAAAGUGUGUACAGUAAUAUCUUGCUCAAAAUUAAGGCUUUUUCAUGUUUAAUUUACAUUUAACAUUUAUUUAGAUUAAGUUUCUAGCAGUCCAUGGUGCUUUAGACACACAGGAGGUGUAUAAUUAGUGGGUCAGUGGUGUAUUGUUGAAUUAUUAUUACGUGACCUUGGUUGGUCCGGCAAAACGGAUGAUCCGGCAAGGCUUUGGAACCAAGGGUGCCGGAAAAUCGGUGGUGUACCUGUACUAAAAUUUUCUUUUCACCCUUUUAAGCCUUCUCCUCCUAUAAUGAAGGACAGUAUAUGUUAAUGUAUUUAAAUAUGAUAAUUAAAUCCAAAAAAAAACAAAAUGCUUGUUUUCCAAAUGACCUCUGAAGAAUUGUGGUUACAGUAGUUGGUCUGUUUCCUUCAGUCAGUUAUUAUAUUGGCCCAAUAAAUGUUGCAUUUUAAGUUGAUGUAAAGAUGGUUGUAUCAAAUGCUUUUUUUGUCUUACUUCAUAGCAUGUUUAUUUGACAAGAAAGUUUGUUUUCCUGUACUGAUUUAUGUAGAUACUACUGAAAAAAGUUUUAAGUCAGUUGAGAAACUGUAAAUACAUUUACAUUUUUGCUUUGCCCAAACUUUCAGGUGUAAUAAAAUAAUGAAUUUAACAACUGACUGUAAUGUGUACAAGAGAAGUUGUUGCUUAGUGAUUGGUAAAAAAAUAUACAGAAGUUGUUUUGAGACCAGUUAUCUGCUCUUUAUGCUGUACAUUUGUGAGAGUGUAUGACAACAUGUGUCUGCAUAGAUGUAUGUAUGUGUGUGUGUGUGGUGUACAUCUUUCAAAGUUGAAAUAUUACAUAAUAAUGUACACUAUGAAGAAUGAGUACAGUGUACAUUAUUAUGAUCAGUUAUGGACCACCUUGGCUCUGGUAUAAAUAAAAUAGUUAUCUGAAAGCAAAAGUUCUUUACCUACUAUGUGUAACAGUGUAAAUAUAAACACGUGAAAUGAUUUUAUAAAAACUGAUGUAUUGUAAAUAAUUUAAACUGGUAAAAUUAGUACAGAGAAACUUGAGCAUUUUAUUAGUUGAUUACAUCAGAGGUGUCAUUUGGAUGUUCUAAUUUCAACCCUUGAGCAUGUUUGAUAUACAAGUACAGUGCUGUCUUCUGCUCACUGUAUUACUUUAUACAAGUACAGUAUUGUACAGUACUGUUAGAGAGGUGGUUAUAUUUAUCAUGUGUGGGACAUGUGUAAACUAAUUACAGAUUUAUAAAGAAAGUUUUCUUAACUGUGACUGUCCUUUAUUGGUUCCAUUUGUAAUCAUUAUUUCCUUCAUUCUUUUGUUGUGGAGUAAAUACAGCAAAUCCUGUUCCAGUGUGAUACUCAUAAACUUGCUCUAAAAAUGCCACUGUCCAAUAUAUUCCCAAAGGCAGGAAAUUUUUCCAGGAUGAGCCAAAUCCAUUUACUGGAGUCGAUAAAUUGGCAAAAUGAUUUUCUGUAAUAAUGGAAGGCCUGAACACUUUAUCUAAGGUCCAAAUAUAAUCUAUAACGAUUUUUCUUAUUACCAAAUUUUAUUUUGCAUGAAAUUUACAGAAAAGUACUGUAUAGGAAAUAUUUGUCUAUCAAAGUAUAUUUUGCAUUGGCAAAAAAUAAACUAGUAUAUUUUGCUUUCUAA
This is a messenger RNA of Homarus americanus (American lobster), 4427 nucleotides long. It is a transcript of the gene hay, whose product is annotated as general transcription and DNA repair factor IIH helicase subunit XPB-like. The coding region runs from base 59 to 2428 and encodes 789 amino acids. Gene Ontology annotation, molecular function: ATP binding; 3'-5' DNA helicase activity; DNA binding. The record is from RefSeq and is a predicted model, not a curated record. The transcript is spliced from 3 exons. Gene Ontology annotation, biological process: transcription initiation at RNA polymerase II promoter; nucleotide-excision repair. Gene Ontology annotation, cellular component: nucleotide-excision repair factor 3 complex; transcription preinitiation complex; transcription factor TFIIH holo complex. Lineage: Eukaryota; Metazoa; Arthropoda; Malacostraca; Decapoda; Nephropidae.